Molecule: messenger RNA, 1746 nt
Organism: Oppia nitens
Lineage: Eukaryota; Metazoa; Arthropoda; Arachnida; Sarcoptiformes; Oppiidae
Product: tRNA modification GTPase GTPBP3, mitochondrial-like
Exons: 2
Coding region: 32-1597 (521 amino acids)
Biological process (GO): tRNA wobble uridine modification; tRNA methylation
Cellular component (GO): cytoplasm; mitochondrion
Molecular function (GO): GTPase activity; GTP binding; protein binding
Source: RefSeq, a predicted model, not a curated record
UAUUUUGGAGAAAAUUUUUUUUUUUUUUGAAAUGUUGUGUCAAUUGGUGACCAAAACCUGUUUGCGGGAUAACAAGUCCUGGAAGAUAAUGAAGACAUUUUGUCCACUAUUAAGACUAUUGUCCACUUCGUCGUCGACGACGACAAUCUACUCGUUGUCGACCAAUAUUAAGCCCGUCGGCAGUGCUAUUGCUGUGAUCCGUAUCUCUGGCCACAAGACAUUUGACGCGUUGUCUUAUUUGAUCAAAAAUCCUAAAACAGUGGCCAAAUGUGUAGCCAAUCCGCGUACAGCUGUCUUCGCCAAACUCUACGACGUCGAGGCCCAGGAACUGCUGGAUUCGUCGAUUGUUAUCUGUUUUAGUCGGCCGUCGAGCUAUACGGGCGAAGAUAUGUGCGAACUUCAUGUUCACGGAUCCAAUGCCGUCAUCGGCGGUGUACUACAGGUAUUGAGCCGUAUAGACGGUCUGCGGCCAUCAGAGACGGGCGAGUUUACCAAACGUGCGCUUAUGAACGGCAAAAUGGAUUUGAUUGGUGUCGAGGCCAUCAACGACCUGAUCCACGCUCAGACUCUAUCGCAACGACGGCGAGCAUUGAGUGCAAUGAGCGGAUCAGUUUCACAGCUAUACGAUAACUGGAGGACCGAUAUUAUCAAACUGAGAGCCAAUAUCGAGGUUUGCAUUGACUUUGGCGAAGAAGAGCUGAUCGAUGCAAACGUUUUCGUCGGACUUAAGACACAAAUGUUACAAAUGAUAGACAGUUUGAACAGACAUUUGGAUAAAUGCAAGACCAGAAGCGAUCUAAUCAAAGAUGGUAUCAGAGUGGCCAUCAUUGGUGAACCAAAUGUCGGCAAAAGUAGUCUAAUUAAUCGUUUAUGUGAACGAGAUUUGUCUAUUGUAUCGCCGAUCAGCGGCACCACCAGAGACGUUGUCGAAACGUGGAUCAACUUAGAUGGCUAUUCGGUGUCCAUAUCGGACACUGCGGGUAUCAAAGAUCUCGACAAACAAUUGGACGAUUGUAUCGAAAGAGAGGGAAUAGUCAGAGCCAUCAAUAGAGCCAAAAACUCGGACCUAAUGUUGGUUGUGUUGGACGCAACCACUCUUGUCGAUGACGAUAACGGUUCCGAUAGUCUGAAUGGACAACAACUGUUUGAACAACCAAUUUAUUUAAGACAAUUAGACAAUGAUUUGUGCAAUAAAUCUAUUUACAUAAUCAACAAAAUUGAUUUAUUAUCAGAAAAUCAAUACAAUCGGCUGCGACAAGAGUGCAGUCGCCGCAGCAAAUUGUCCACCAAUUGGUCGCUGAUUAGCUGUAAAUCUUCCGACGGUUUCGAUGAUCUGAUCGCACAGUUGUCACAAACUGUACAACAUUUGUGCGGAAAUCCAAUGAAUGAGACGCUGUUCAUCAAUGAGAGACAUGAGGCACAUAUCCGGCGAGCCGUCCAACAAAUCCAAGAGUCGAUCCAAGCCAUCGACAAUGACGUUGCAGUGGCCGCCCAUCAUCUGCGAGAGGCGGCCCAACAAAUCGCUUAUAUAACCGGAAGAAUCUCUACGGAAGACAUUUUAGAUGUCAUUUUUAGAGACUUUUGUAUUGGAAAAUAAAAUCAUCAAAAAAAAACAAAUCAAACAAAAAACUAUUGAUACAAAUGAUAUCAAAUUGUUUUGUAUGUGACUAUCAUAUCGACUAAACCUAUCAAUUGUUACACCAAAACAAACAAAAAACACGACUGACUUUUCUCUCGCGGAUAUUG